CAGAUCAUCAGAGGCCAUAAGCCAUGUUCAAAUCCCUCUCUCUCUCUUGCGUGCAUGGAAAUGUGUGUCCAGUACUUGCGCAGAAACGCUUCCUUUCUCCUCCGAUAAAUUUUCCACCCACCUCUCCGGAUCCAUCUCUCCGGCGACCAACCCAGCAAUCGACAUGCUUCGAUCGUUAGCCAGAGGGUUCAAGAAGUUGGUCAUCCAUGAUCAUGAUCCUUUGGCUAAGCAUGCAAGAUCUUAUUCCAUGCCCACUUUCAAAAGGUUACAAGGCAAAGUAGCCCUAAUAACUGGUGGAGCAAGUGGCCUUGGCAAGGCCACUGCCCAUGAAUUCAUCCAACAUGGAGCCCAAGUUGUAAUUGUGGAUAUUGAUUCUCACUUGGGCCAACAUGCUGCAAAUGAUCUAGGCUCUGCAGCCCACUUUGUCCAAUGUGAUGUGUCUAUAGAGGCCCAAGUGAAAGAGGCAGUAGAUUUUGCAGUGGCCCAUCUUGGUAAGCUAGAUAUAAUGUACAACAACGCUGGAAUAACAGGCCCGUCCGUUCCUCCGAGCAUUGUAGAUCUGGAUCUUGGAGAGUUCGACAGGGUAAUGCAGAUAAACGUUCGAGGCACAAUGGCUGGUAUAAAGCAUGCGGCUCGUGUAAUGAUACCGGCAGGCUCCGGGUCGAUUCUAUGUACAUCUAGCAUAUGUGGGGUAUUGGGUGGGCUUGGUCCACACUCAUAUGCAGUUUCAAAAUUUACAAUAUCUGGGAUAGUGAAGUCAAUAGCAAGUGAGCUAUGCAGAAAUGGAGUGAGAAUAAAUUGCAUUUCACCAGGCCCAAUUCCGACACCGCUAUCGGUGGGUCAAAUAGCCCAAUUCUAUCCUGGGGCUACAAGGGAGAAGAUAGUUGAGAUUGUUAAUGGGCUUGGAGAGCUAAAGGGAGCAUACUGUGAAGAAAUAGAUGUGGCAAAGGCAGCUUUGUAUUUGGCAUCAGAUGAAGCUAAGUACAUAACUGGACACAACCUUGUUGUUGAUGGAGGAUUCACUUGCUUUAAAAGCUUCAGCUUCCCAGUUCCUGAUGAAAUUGUGUAGUAUUUGUUAUUUUCUUAAUGUUUAGUUCAUUCUUGGUGUUUCUUGUAAACUGCUUUGGAUUACAAUU
Molecule: messenger RNA, 1136 nt
Organism: Manihot esculenta (cassava)
Lineage: Eukaryota; Viridiplantae; Streptophyta; Magnoliopsida; Malpighiales; Euphorbiaceae
Product: zerumbone synthase
Exons: 3
Coding region: 164-1069 (301 amino acids)
Source: RefSeq, a predicted model, not a curated record